GGGUAUUGCGAGUCAAGGAUUGACGUCGAACAUGAUCUUCUAUCUAAUGGAAGUUUAUCACAUGGAAGUUGCAACCGGAGCCAUCAUACUCUCCAUCUGGAACUCGCUUUCGAGUGGUCUCUCCAUUGUUGGGGGUUUCAUAUCCGACUCUUAUUUGAGUCGGUUUCGGGUCAUUGCAACCGGGUCUCUGUUUAGUCUUGUUGGGGUGGCAUUUCUCUGGUUGACAUCCAUUGUUCCACAACUAACACCUUCAUCUUGCCAAGAACCGGACACGGGUUGCAACCCGCCAACACGAACCCAACUCGGUUUCCUCUACGCAUCUUUUGGUCUAAUGUCGAUCGGGUCAGCCUGCAUUGGACCUUGUUCCAUAGCCUUUGGUGCAGACCAGCUCAAACACCAUAACAACCAGAGGCUCAUCGAUAGCUACUUUAACUUUUACUAUGUUUCGACGACGAUUUCCAGUGGUAUUGCUUCUACUGUUGUGGUCUACAUUCAAGAGCCCAUUAUAUUUUCGGGUUUGAUUCAAGUCUUAAUCGUCGCGUUUAGGAACCGUAAGAUCCAUCUUCUUCCCGAUGACUGCUAUAAUCAUAGCAAUAGCAAUGAAAUGGAUCGAGUUGAGCUGACCUGACCGACAG
Molecule: messenger RNA, 635 nt
Organism: Helianthus annuus (common sunflower)
Lineage: Eukaryota; Viridiplantae; Streptophyta; Magnoliopsida; Asterales; Asteraceae
Product: protein NRT1/ PTR FAMILY 1.2-like
Exons: 2
Coding region: 32-628 (198 amino acids)
Biological process (GO): transmembrane transport
Cellular component (GO): plasma membrane
Molecular function (GO): transmembrane transporter activity
Source: RefSeq, a predicted model, not a curated record